Molecule: messenger RNA, 5709 nt
Organism: Photinus pyralis (common eastern firefly)
Lineage: Eukaryota; Metazoa; Arthropoda; Insecta; Coleoptera; Lampyridae
Product: zinc finger protein 250-like
Exons: 3
Coding region: 1549-2313 (254 amino acids)
Biological process (GO): regulation of transcription by RNA polymerase II
Cellular component (GO): nucleus
Molecular function (GO): RNA polymerase II cis-regulatory region sequence-specific DNA binding; DNA-binding transcription factor activity, RNA polymerase II-specific
Source: RefSeq, a predicted model, not a curated record
CAAAGUUGCUAAAGAACAUUUUGAAAAUAUUUUUUUUAUUGUGGUUAUUUUAGGGGUUGACUUUUGAGAGCAAAACUGUUUAACAAAUCAUAUUAUUAUGUCCCUUAAUGUAAUUUGACUCAAUUCUAAAAGUACCCUUACCCUUAUAAAAUAUUAAGUUAUUUUCCGCAUAAGAUCAUCUUUGGAGUAGAGCAGGGAUUCCCAACCAAAUUUUUCCAAGAACCCCCUCACCCAGUCGCUGUAAUGACGAGGACCCCCACUUAAAUUGUGAAGCAUUAUCAUGGUUGAAGAAAAACCUAUGAGACUCCACUAGUGGAAGUGCAGUACACUGAUCUCAAACUUGCCCUCUCUCUCUCUUACAUUGCAUAGAUCAUAAGCUGGAUUGGUUGUUUACACUAAAGACGUGUAGUCCGUCUCUUAUUUUACACUGAUGUGUUUGUGUCACUAUGUUGUCACAUGAAAAAGUAACAUGUUAACAGAAACUGUUUGAUAGAUCACAUGAAAAAAAAAAAAAAAAUCUGAUUCCUUCGAUUUUUUAAAGAAUCUUGGUAAAUAUCAACAUUGAUUGCUAAUUCUGUUUGUCAGCUAUAAAGUGUAGAUCUGUAAAUCCUGACUUGCAUUUGAAACAAAGCUUUUUGAAGUUAGUACAUGAAACUUUGCAUUUUUAUCACCAGGAAUAGUUUCUAUCUCUGCAGAUACAAGUAAUGUUGUAAGGCCUCAUUUAUGUUCUGUAUGUGUGCCACCCAUUGCAGUGAAGAGAAUGACAUUUUGGACUAUCUAUUGAUAUAAUAUAUUACUAUACAGUGUGAUCUAACUCAAGUUAGUUAUUACUGAUAUUGUUAUUUUUGAGGUAACAAUGUUGUCUAAAUUAGAAAAAUAAUUGAACAUCACGUUUCAACAAAAUAAGGAAAUGGCGCUUAUAUUUUUAUAUAUUUGGAAAGAAGAUUAAAUUAUGAGUAACAAUUUUAUGAAUGAACAGUGAACUGAUAGCUGAAAGAGCGUUUUUUUUAUUAUUAGGUGUCUGUUUAUAGGUAUGGAAAAAAAUUAUUGCGGGGUCCGACAUUAUAUGAGUGUGAAGUGAGAUAGCAUACACAACAAACUGAAUCGUAACGUUAUGUCUCUCUCACACUCAUAUAAUCCUUAAUGCGUUUUUUUUUAGCUUUAGACUCAUAAUAAUGUUUUUCCAUACCAGUAAAUUGACAGACUGAUUCUAAUGUUUUUUGUUUGAUUUUAUUUUCCUUUUUUCUAUUAUGCUGAAUUUUCAAUCUUUAUUUACUUUAACUAUUCAUUGGUUUGUAUCUCUUUUCAUCUUUCAAAGUAUGUAAAAUAUACAGGGCGCCUAUAAAAAAAAAAUGUUAUUAAAUUUCUGGAUGACUGUUCAGCUGUUUCUGGCUGAGGAAAGUGACUAAUAACAAAGUUAGCCAUAGUGCCGACUUCAGUUGGAAAUCAGAUUGAUGCAAUGUAUACAAUUUUCCACUAGGUGAGAGACCCUUCGCUUGCGAAGUCUGCAAAAAUGGUUACGUAUCAAAAGCGAGCUUAAAGAUACACAUGCGGACGCACACCAACGAAAGACCUUUCGUUUGCGACUUCUGUGGAAAAGCUUUCCGGCAGUCUGGGGAUUUAACAAGUCACAAGCGUCUACACGGUACUGAAAAACCAAUCGAAUGUUCAGUUUGCCAGAAAAGGUUUACAACAGUGAUGAAACUGAAAUAUCACAUGCGGAAUCACACCGGGGAAAGGCCAUACGUAUGCAGUGUUUGUGGUAGAGGAUUUACCGUCCACGCCCCUUCUCCAAAAUACAACACUCAAGAGACACAAUCAAGAAUGCCAAAAUUUUCAUCUACAAACGAAGUCAAAUUUCAUCCUAACAAUGACCAGACAAACAACAGGUUAAUGCAACCCACUGACAAUCGCAUGAUGCAACCAGAACCGCCUCGCAUGAUGCAACAAGACACAAGUAGAAUGAUAUCAAAUGAUGGAUCAAGAAUUAUAAACGACGCCCAUUUAUUGACUGAUCAUCGUGUACUUUUAAACGAUGCCACCAGACUUCAUUUAGUUAACGUUAGUGAACCGCCAAGACUCCUAGUGAACGAUAACACAAGGCUGUUGACGACUAACGACAAUAGAUUGCUCACUAACGACAAUACGCGCCUGCUGGCGAAUAUGACCGAUAAUAAUAGAUUGCUGACGAAUGAUAACACCCGUUUACUAACAAAUGAUAACGCUCGACAUUUGGCGGUUAUCGAGAGUUCUCGCAUUUUAGCAGAUAAGUAUUUGGCAAAUUAUGAUCCAUAUCAUCGGGGACAUCUUUAGAUUUCAACUGAAUAGGACAAAUGCUCUAAUUAAAACAUCAAUAUUAAUAAUUUUGUUUCAUUUUAAUUAACUGACAUCCAGUUUUAUAUUACGUAAGUAUAGUAGUGUAGUUCUUAUUUUAUUAUUUAUACAAUAUGUGUAUAAAGACUUGCGUCUCUGUUUCACCGUGACUCCCUCUCUGACCUCGGCACUGCGCAACCGCAAGCCCGCUAUAAUUUGAUUUUGCGUUGAACUGUAAGGGCAUUGAGUAAUUAAAUAUGAGUCCUUCACUCAACGGUUAGGGUAAGGGGUAAAAAGCUACGAGCAAAAAAUGUACUCGUAGGGGUAAAUAGUAAACAUAACCUCUGCCAGCCACAGAAGACUUGUGAAUAUUUUUAGUGUGUCUAAGUAGAUUGCACUGUUUAGUAAAUGUCUUUCCACAUAAUGUACAAAUGAAGACAUAUCUGUGAAUUAAAAAUUAAACAUGCAAACAGCUGAGCGGAACUAAUUAUUAGGUACAAUCAACAAUAUUCAUUUUUAGUAUGUGGAACCCUUACCUCUUCUUUAACUUAUUUGCGUUCUCGUUCAUUAUUACUUCGUGUUUGCAUAACACCGUAAAUAAAAGAACGUGUUUUAUUUAUGGCACAACACUACACAAUAAUUUUUUUGCGUAAUCAGCAGGAAACGUGGUAAUAUAAACAAAACAAACCCUUGCACGUUGCGCGUUAGGGCAAAUUCAAGUGCUUGCGUCUGCGCGUUGCUGAGGGAGUCACGGUGAAACAGAGACGCAAGAGUGUAUAAAGUACGUUACCUUUUUUAGUCUCGUGUGCUAAUUUGUGAACACCAAAACCUCUGUUGAGGGCCAGUAUUCUAAAACACGCAUAAUUAUCUAUUCUUCAUUAAGCUAAAGCUAGUGUGAAUUUUAUUAGUGUGAUUUAAUCAAUUAGUUACGGUAGGUUUUUAUUUAAUAUCUCGCUCAUUUAUUUUUUAUUUAUCCCCCCAAUUAAUUUAAUUAAAGAUUCUUGUCAAUUUAAUGAAUUCCAUGCAUAAAAGGUAAGUGAAGUUUAACUUUGCAGUACAGUAGCAGCUUGACGUAAAUUUCAUUUAGUUUACACUUGCACUGGCACUUUAUGUAGCGAUAGAGGAUACAUAAGUUUGUAAUGCAACACAAUAUUUAUUUCACCCAAGUUUGCAAUUAAACGUUGCUUUAAAAAAUACAUGAGAAUAGAAAAUAUUGUACCCAAUUAUUUAAAUGAAUUUUCACAGUAAUGAAGCAAUGUAAACAUAGUGUUCAUUAAAGAGAAUUCUGUGAUAAAGAACACCCAGUGUAACGCAGUAAGUCAAGCUUUAUAAGUGCAGUAGCUGUGAGCAGCUCUUCGAUCAUGUCUUAUGAGCCAAAAGUCACAAUUUACAAAUUUUCCCAGUUUUUAAGUCACUAAAAAUUUUCGAUUCAAUAUUAUAGUAUUUGGUUAUAUACAGGGUCCUACGUCAUACAUGGUCAAAAUUAUUAAAAAAAUAUCUUGUGCAAAUAUCAACUAUAGAUGUUUGCACAUCUACAGAAAUUAUUUUUGAGUGUGGGUGGUGUCCAAUUUUUAGGGUGUCAUAAUAUAAUUUUUUUAAAUAAUAAUAAUAAUGUCAUAUGUCUUUAUUCUCUUCUACUCCUACCAUACAAAUAUUAAAAAGAAAGUUUCAUUUCUAAAACUUAGCAAAUAAAUUUGAUUUUAUGGUUUGCAAAGUUAAAAAAACAAAUCAGGUGUUGAAAAAGAAAAGAUUUAAGUAUCAUUGCAAGUAGAACACCAUGUUUAUUUUUACAAGUUCCAAUGUCAUUUGAUAACCUCUACAUGGAAACUUUUUGUUUUUUUUUUGUCAACGUUGCCAUCUUAUUAAUUUUUUUCCGAAUAAUUCCCCUUAACCCUUACUUUGAUGAUUCGUAGCCACUUUGAUUUUGAAGUUAAGAAAUACAUUUGCUCAAUAAUGUUAAUCUGAGUAAAGGGUAGCACUUUGAUAAUGAGAAAGUUGGAUUUAGUGAUGCAGGGUGUUCUCACGGAAAUGACAAAAUUUCCAAACAUCGAUGUGCUAUAAGUAUUCUUUUUCAAAUGGAACCACUAUUUUAUUUCGCUAUUCAAUUAUCUGUUGUGUUCUCUUCAAUUUUUGUAAGUGUCCUGUGCAGUUUUUAGGUUAUUCUCUAUUUUUCACAAACAUACCUACCCAUUAAUUAAUUUCGGGCGAUCAAAAAUGAGUUGCUGUCGAGUCGCCUUUGGAAGUUCAAGUUAAAUAUGAUUUCCCAUGUAAACAAAAAUUCCAAAGGUGACUCGACAGCAACUCAUUUUUGAUCGCACAGUAUUUAUACAUUGAUGAAUUCCAAAUAUUUGUAAAAUGUGAGAAAUAUUCAACCGUAUCAUAGUAAUACAAAAGCACUCUAUCGAAAAUCUUCAAGGUGUUAACUUAUUCCGCGCAAUAGUUGACUCAUCCUGUACAUGACAAAGGUAUAGUUUAUAAUCUGUUUGAAUUAUCGUAAAACCCUAGUCAGUUUUAUUUAUUGUGCAUUAUCGCAUUAUCACAUUACCAAUACAACUUUUUUUUAAAAUCUUCAAAAAAUAAAGAUUUUUUGUUCCUCUUUAAUUGAAUAUUGGGGAGUUAAUUGUUUUUUUUUAUUUAUCUUCAUUACAAGAUUUACUUUAUGAAGUGUUGCAGAUAGACAUUAUCCAAAAUAGAAAGAUUAAUUCUAAAACGUCAAAAUAAUAGUUAACCACUACUACAUAAAUCUGUACCUAUAAAUAGCCAAUUGUACCAACUGCUGGUAAACUUAAUGGAGAGUUAUUACUAUGGUAAUAAUUAUCUUCAUGAAAAUGAUCAGUUAGUUAAAUAUAACUGUAUUGACAUUAAUCUCAGUGGAAGUCAUCUGUCAGUUAAGUUUAUUAGCAGUUGAUAAUAGUAGUCUUUAAAUGCAAAUUUCGUUUUGGUUAGGUUAGUAGAAUUGCAGAGCGAAGGAAAUAGGUUUCAUCAAAACCCCAUUUUAAUUUAUUUCUAAUUUUUGUGUGUGCGAGUGUGUAAUUUUAGUGCUUGAACGAUGACUAAUAAUAAGUAGUAAUAAGGAUCAACACUUCCAUUUGUAGUAAAACAUAUCGUACAUAUUAAUUAGAAAGAAGUAGCCUUAAUUAUUUUUGUAUUGUACCAUGUAUGUGCUAUCUGUAUUUUUUAUGUUCCUGGAGAUUACUCCUAAACUUGUACUACUUACUAUAGGUAGAUUAUUGUAAGGUAGCUGAUAGAGCCGAGCAUUAUUCUGUAAAGACUUUGUGUUUAAUUACAGUAAACGUAAAAAUUAGUUUGAAUGCAGUACACAACCAUGAUCAUAUUUUCUAAAUACGUAGCGGCAAAGCCUUGUGCACAAAUUGAAAAUAAACACUUUUUAUAUCA